AUGGCUCUCUCAUCAACCUCUUCCACUAAGAAAGAUCUCACUGAAGAACUCCGAGACGAAUUCUAUUCCAGUACCUAUCGUAAAGUCUUUACCACCACCAAACUUCCUCUCUAUCAUCGCAAACGUGUCUGUAACAUUCUGUGCUCCAUACAAGAAGGUGCACUCAGAAGAAAAAUCUCACGAUACGAAGUUUCCUUCAACGGUACAAUGAAUCAAGUAUUCCAAGUGACGGAAAAUAGGCAAAACCCAGAAGAUGUGAGCAUGUGGCUUCCAAAAUUCGGAUCACACAUCAUUAGAUUUCAAAAUAUUUUAAAUUUGAAUAUUGGCGCCCAAAUUAAAAUUACAUUCUAUACACCGAAUGAUGGCUCGUCGUCGGGUGAGUUGCAGCUAGGUAGAGUGUUGAUUGAUUUGUUUGAUCCGAAGGUUUUUGCAGAGUCGAAGAAUGAGGCUCGUUUGGUGGUGGAUGUUACCGAUUUUGAGAAUAAGAAUCAUGGAAAGGUGGCUGUUUAUAUACAGGCUGAAAAUUUGGUACAACAAAAGUAA
Naegleria gruberi is the source of this 543-nucleotide messenger RNA. RefSeq lists its product as uncharacterized. The record is from RefSeq and is a predicted model, not a curated record. Lineage: Eukaryota; Heterolobosea; Eutetramitea; Acrasida; Naegleriidae. Bases 1 to 543 code for a protein of 180 amino acids. The transcript has a single exon.